ACUGUCUGUCUCCUCACACACACGCAUCGCAGCUCAGAGUGACACACGCUCGGACGUGACGCCAGCUGAGUUAGCCAAGCACUCCUGAUGACAUGUAGUUAUAUAUGUGUUUAUCUCAAGUCCGGCAGAGCUGUGCGUCUUCUAUUCCAGCCAACUCUUUUUUUAUUUUUUAUAUAUAUACAUUUUUUUUUUUCUUCUUUUAAAUACAUGAACAAACGAGCAGGCAGAGAAGGUGUUACACAUCUGGACCAUACCAACGCAGCCGGUCGUGCUACUCGGGCCACUACAGAUAUGAGGAUUCCUCAUACCUCUGCGCAUAAAUGAUGCAAACACUACGGGACUGCCAGGCUUGAUGCAAGGCUGAAAAAGGAAAAAAAGAUGAGGAUACCAUCACCAGACUCUGUGCGUGGAUAUAGGCAUGGGGACACUGGAGCGUGGUUUGCUUUCUCCAUGGCUUUGCAUGAACCCAGAUGCCUCCCCUCCCUCUUGAUGAGCGCAUAGUGGUCAUUCAGCGCCCUAAAAACGUAGCCCUGUGUGAGGCUUCCCCACAAACCAUCCAGCAGCACUCCUCUCAAAUAUCAGCCUCUGCCAAUGGACACCCUCCUCAUUUCCACCCUUCGCAGUCCCAUUUCUAUCCACCCUCCUGUAAAUCUCUGACUCUGGAAUGCAAGCGCAGAUCCUCUCGUGUGCAGAAAUUCAAGAGCGACCAGCCUGUCAUCCCAGCAGGUGUCAGACACAUUCCUAGCCACUGCCAUAGCAAUGGCACAGUAACUCUCGGCCCACGGCUGCCCUCCCACACACAUACUAUUGAUAUCCGGGUGACGGUGGACAAAGGAGGACGGGGAAGAGGAAUCAGCAACUCGUUAGGGCGCAGUGGAAGUGUAAAGGGUGGCAGAGGGAAAUGCGCCUCUUCACAGUUGGAUCAAGGACAAUGUGAGAGAAGAAGUGGAACUGCAGGGAGGCCAAGUGGUGCUGAACACAAGUCACAGCGAAGUCGCCAUAUUCAGCUGUCAUCUUCCCCCAAAGGUGGCCUACAAUUUGUCCCAGCUCAGGCGCAGCAGCAUAAGUUCAGGAGUGAAAAGGAAAACACUAGUUUUCUUAACAGAGGCGACCAGGAAUUUCCCUCUAUAGGUCGCAAUAAGAAUUCCAAACUGGGAACUGUCCAUCAAAGCCAAAAUAGUCACAGUUUGCCCUACCACCAAAACUCCGUCCCUGUGCCCCAUGCCUCCAUACUAAACUCCCACUAUCCGUCAUCCCCUCCUUCCCAGCCCACCCAUGUCCCGGUCUCAUUUCAGCAACUCAGCCAGCCGCAUCCGUCCCGCACCAGGGAUCUCCACCCUCACAUUCUUCAUGGUCUACCCCUCUCCCCCGGCUCCUCCCAUGCUGGAGGGUUUCCCAGCCCUGAUCAUACCUGCACCAUCGACUGCACCCACCCAUUCAGUUGUGGCUGCUGGAGGUUGGUAAGAUGCAGAGGGUGUAAGGGGCACCCUGCUAGCUGCCAAGGAGGUGGAGGAAGCUCUUCCGCCUCGUUUUCCCGUGUUCAUAAUGUCGGAGCAGUGAAGAGAGGAGGCAAGGAAAUGGGCCUAAGAAAUCUGGGUGGGUGUCUCUCCACCGCCUCCACCUCCAACACCUCAUCUUCUAACAGCACUGUGUCUGACUGCCGAGCAACCCUGUUCAAACCUCUCCGCUGUGCCUCCUGCUCUGGCGAGGCCGGAAACUUUGAGAGUCCUGCUAUCCUUCGUAAAAAACUGGUGGGGGGAUGCCUGCCCUGUACCCCGCUGUCAUCCUCGGCCCCUCUCCGGGCGAUACAGAGCUGCGUCACAGGCUGCAUCCCCAAAUCCGCUCAGACAGGCAGCUCCACCUGCAGCUACUGCAGCAGCGACCCCAUAGUGGUGACAUUUAACCCUCGCAGAGACAAACCCCCUGGAAGAGGCAUCGGAGCAGCUCAUUCGAUGGGUAUGUUCCAAGCCGAUGAUGAUGACUACAGCGUGCGUACUAUCUGGCCUGAAGAACUGGCCAAGAAGAUGACCCAUUCGAAAGCCCAAAAGAAUCACUGUGCCGGGAUGGGAAUAGGAGUCGGGAAGACCUGUGCAACCCCGGCCCAAAAUGGCAGUAACGGAACAGGCCUUGCCCUCCUGGACUGUCAAAACCUCCAGGAAUAUGCACAGUCUCAGCUAACGGACCGUGCUGGCCGACGCCGGCUUCAGCAGGGAAAAAUGGCUGCCCUUGAUUUUAUGGGCCGCAGGUCAGGAUCCGGGUACGACGAUGGCCGGAGCUCGCUGAAGAGGCUCUUGAAUAAAGCCGAAGAUGUAGGAAUUGAGCAAGACGGAGAUGCAGCAUAUCCACGCUCGCCCUCUCCCAGCUCUGCCUCUCCACCGUCACCUGUGUCCUUUUCGCCUCCACCGUCCGCCCCUAGCACACUCAUCAAACCCAAACCUUGGCAGAGAGACAGGGAGGGAGGACAUUCCCUGCCGUCGGCUCAGUCCCUUCACCUGGCACUCAACUCCCUUAACAGAGAGCAAGAUGAGGAGAACAGCAGAAUGCACCUUUCUCUGCCGCUCUCGUCUUCUUUGCCAGCUUCUCUGUCCGAUGAGACCGCGAUGACUCCCGAUGCGGAGAACGCCGUGAUCAGUCCCAUCCUGCCCUUCCUGUUUCUGGGGAACGAGAGAGACGCCCAGGACCUGGACCUGCUGCUGCGCCUCAACAUCGGCUACGUGGUUAACGUGACCACACACCUGCCCCUCUACCACGUCAACUCUGGACUGCGCUACAAAAGGCUGCCAGCCACUGAUAACAGCAAGCAAAACCUUCGACAAUACUUUGAGGAGGUUUUUGAGUUCAUUGAGGAGGCAUAUCAAAGUGGACAGGGAGUGUUGGUACACUGCCAGGCAGGCGUGUCCCGUUCUGCAACCAUUGUCAUCGCGUACCUUAUGAAGCACACCCUCAUGACAAUGACGGAUGCCUACAAAUAUGUGCGGAGCCGUCGUCCAGUAGUGUCCCCGAAUCUAAACUUCAUGGGCCAGCUUUUGGAGUUUGAGAGGGACCUCAACUCCGGGGUGACCCCUCGUAUCCUGAUGCCUAAACUGAGCGGCGUGGAGACGCAGGUGUGAGGAAGGUCAGGGGUCAGGAGCGUGUAGGGUUACUGCAAAUAAAGAAGAGAUUAUAGUGGCAUUCAUGAGCGACACAGAAAGAGUGCAGCACAUUGUAGAAGAGAGACAUGAUGAGAGAUAUUACAAUUGGAAAAUGGAUGGUGGUGUGUUUGGCAAUUAGUGCACUUCUAAUACUGUGAAACAUGAGACAAAAGACCGGAUGCUUCAUUUGUUUAAGUAGUAACUCUUAGACAACAUGAUUAUCAUCCAGCAUACUGUUUAUAAGAUAAUGUGCCAAUAUUUUGUAUAGACGUAACAUCGCUCUCAGAUAUCUCAUUUCUUUUUUUUGAUGCCUCUUCCCUUUUUGUUCCCAGUGUUUACAUUCACACAGAAAUACAAUUACUUUGUUGCCAUUAAUCAUUAAUGCAUGCAGAACGGGUUCACAAACAUUGAAAAGGUUUACUGGCCCUACUUCCUCUACAACACCACUCUGAUGUUUCCACCACAUGUAGCAACACACAGGCUAUUACAAUGCACUUUACUGUCCAUGCUUUUGUUUCUUAUCACUAACUGAACUAGGUUACAAGGUUGAGAAGUAUUUCUUUACACAGACCUCAGUCACUGUAUAUGGUUAAUAUUAUCAUGUAUAUAUGGGUUUUUCCUAUUUGUAAAAUGUGCAAUAGAGUAACACGGACCGAGCAGGGACGUGAGUAGCAUUAACCUGGAAAACCUAUCGCAAAAGGGACAAACACCUCAUGGAAAUGUGUAAGAAUGGAUUUAUUUCUGUGAAGCGGCCUGUAUAUUAGCAAAUAAAAAGUAUUGCUAAACUGAAAUAAUGCUGUGCACUCACAGGGUUGGAGUGACAAUAUAACACAGUGUUAAUGUGUGUAAAUAAAAACUACACUUCGUUAUGCAGGUUAAUACACUGAAAUAAGCUCAUUGUAACACAUUUACUGCAGAGCUGAAACCACAUCUCAACAGUGCUUUCAGAGAUUUCUUUAUGCACAUUUAUGAUUUACAGUAUAUCUGACCGAAAGUGUGGGUUGGCAAGUGUUGUCCUGCUGUAAUGAUGUGCUUUAAAACAACAGACCUUCUCCAACUGUGCACUAUUUAUUUUGUGGUGAAUUCAUAAGAGAAAUGCAUUAUUUGAAUUUUUUUAUUAUGGCGGAAAAAAAAUCUUGUUUGGUGUUUAGCAUGAAACAGAUAUUUCUCUAAAUAUGAAAAGCACAUGGCAGGGACAUUUAUUGGAGACAACGCAGUAAAAGUAAAGAGGCAACAUUAACCUGUCUGGUCGGGAACAUAGAGCCAAAUGUGUUGUGGUGAAAAAAAUAUUUUGUAACCCUUGAUUUCUGAUUUUUGAUUUAACAUCCUGCGGCAGUGUUAUUUCCCACAGUACCAGAAAGGGACUGACAACCAAGAACAAAAUUGAAAAAUGGUUUCGCAUUUCGCAGCGUACACUAUCUUACCUAAGUCAUGAACACUCUUAAAGCAAAAUCUACUUUAUAUUUAGUUAUUUUAAUAUAUUCAAGAAGGAGUAAAAAUAACAUCACUGUUUUUAGAGAUGAUGAUGAUGAUGUCUGGUAGCUGAUUGGUUGAUGUCUGUUACUCCCUAACUGUUCCUUUACCUUAUUGUCUUUACUGAACUUUACUGUGUCCCUCAUGACUAUGCAUGACUUUUAUUAUGAAGGCGUUGGUUUGGUUAGAGAAGGAUGAUUCACUGUGAACUCUUCCACUGUAUUGUUAAGGUCGAGGCCUGAGUCCUAUUCAAUACACAUUCAAUUACCGUUAUAGGUACUGUACAGACAAUCUGCACAGUCAGUCUUCUGGUUUUAGGUUAAAACAUCAAUAAAUCAAUAUACAUCAAUAAACAUGGGAAAAUACUAUAAAAGAGAAGUAUCUUCUUAAUAUAAAACACUUAAAACAACAUCAAUUAACGUGUGCAAAGUCAGUGCAGAUCGAGACUUAAAUGUGGGGCUGUAAAAGGCGUGAAACAAUACGAUACAAACUGCAGUCUAUCCAGCUUUCCGAAGCAUCAUAGCUUCAUGUUAAAACCCCAUAUUAUAUCAGUUAAUUUACUGUAUGGGAAGAAUCAGUGAUUAGUGGAGAAGUGAUGUUUUUCUAAACUGGUAGGUAAGGAUGACAAAUAUUUUGCACAUUUUCUAAACUGAUGCCAUACAUAUUUUUUUGAUAACAUGCUGUUAAUAUAUACAAUAAUUUGUGACUUAAGCAUUUGCAAAAUAAAUUAUAAUUUCAAUUGUUAAACAGUGUAAAAUAUGACAUACUUGUAAAGAAAGAUUCAGGUGUAGGAAGAGAGGACUUUUGCUCCUAUUAUUUUAAUUUAUUUUUUUAUCUGAGACCGAGGACAGGGACACCCAGGCACUCUGAUAGUCCAGAGAUACGCACACUACUGAUUAAAGCUCACUUGACAAGUGGGAAGGUACAGUUUCUGUAUCCAUAAAAAUCCAAACAAAUCAAAAUCCGAUUAAACGUAACUGCAUAUAAACUUUUAAACCUGAGGUAAGAGUUCACAAGCUUUGUUAGUAUUUGUUUUUAUUCUUGUAAUAUUUCAUCUAAAUUCCAGUGGCACCUUUUCCAGCUUUUAACAAAAUGCCCUCCUCCAUGUUUUUAAGACCAAAAAUGCCUUCAGUUUAGCCUUUAGUGUAAUCUGGUCGUCCCGUGUUGUCAUUAUAAAUAUGACUUUGUAAAAUGAUCCUGAAUUUUGCUUGUUGGAAUUAUUUUCUGUCUAAAAGACUUUGAUAUAGGCUAUAUAUUGUUCUACAGACAAACUUCUUCAUCAUGUAAGGUAUACACAUUUACUGUAACUGUGUAUUUACAGCUUAUUUUUUUCAUGAAUCUUUGUUUUGUAAGAAAGGCUGUUUGGACUCUGCAAUGACAAUAAGGAUCUUGAGCCGUGCUUUGCGUUGCAGUAUUACAGUGUCACUGUUAUCAGACCUCAGUAAACGCAGGUCAACAUACCGCA
This is a messenger RNA of Perca fluviatilis (European perch), 6069 nucleotides long. RefSeq names its product dual specificity protein phosphatase 10. Gene Ontology annotation, cellular component: cytoplasm; cytosol. The record is from RefSeq and is a predicted model, not a curated record. Bases 471 to 3110 code for a protein of 879 amino acids. Gene Ontology annotation, biological process: protein dephosphorylation; negative regulation of JUN kinase activity. Gene Ontology annotation, molecular function: MAP kinase tyrosine/serine/threonine phosphatase activity; protein tyrosine/threonine phosphatase activity. The transcript has 5 exons. Lineage: Eukaryota; Metazoa; Chordata; Actinopteri; Perciformes; Percidae.